Messenger RNA from Phycodurus eques (leafy seadragon), 816 nucleotides. It is a transcript of the gene dand5, whose product is annotated as DAN domain family, member 5. The transcript has 4 exons. The record is from RefSeq and is a predicted model, not a curated record. NCBI's taxonomy places the organism in Eukaryota, Metazoa, Chordata, Actinopteri, Syngnathiformes, Syngnathidae. Gene Ontology annotation, biological process: determination of heart left/right asymmetry. The coding region runs from base 1 to 816 and encodes 271 amino acids.
AUGGCCAACCUGUUGCGCAUGCGCACCUCCGAUAGUGCAGCGAGGUGUGACGUCUACUGCUGCGUGGGAAUUGUGACACCUUCCUUCCAUGAAAGUGCAGCGUCUUUCCCGUUCCCUCGCAACACUUUGGAGCACACCGGUAAAGUGUCAAAAAACGAAUUGGAGUCCUCCGGCGGCGGACCUGCAGGCGACUCCGUCCGCGGCCUCGUGAGAGUGGUGCAGCUGGACCCUCGCUCUCUGGCCCGGUCCGGGCUCUUCGGAGGGAGAAGCCAGGCUCGGAGCUCCAGGCCGGCCUUCCCCGCCUUCCUGUCCCAGGGGCGGCCCGGCCCGGCCCCGAAGGCCCCCGUGAGCCCGCUGCGCCGCCUGCAGGCUGAAAGACCGGCUGAUGCGGAGCACAAGAAGAGACAAGGCCUGCACAUGUGGCAGAGGGCCGUCGAUAAAGGAAACAAGAUGGUCGUGUCUUUGCCCGCCAACCUGAAGGACGCCAAACAGACGUGCGCUGCCGUUCCUUUCCUUCAGCGUGUGACAGCAGAGGGGUGCAGCACAGUGACCGUGCACAACAAGCUGUGUUUCGGCCAGUGCAGCUCCCUGUUCGUCCCCGCCGAGGUGGAGCCAACCGGGAAGCGCGCCCCCUGCUCCCGAUGCGCCCCCUCCGAGGCCCGCUCCGUCACCGUGCCCCUGCGGUGCGGCGCCGAGGUCCGUCGCCGACGGGUGAUGCUGGUGGAGGAGUGCAAGUGCGAGACGGGUCGCGAAGACAAGAACGCGGAGGAAGCGUCGCCGCACUUGGAAGCGCUUUACGGCAGUCGCCAGAAUUGA